CCCGGGUCCGCCGCUGCCCGCGGGCGGGGGCGCCCGGGCGGCCGGGGCGAUGCGCGGUCCCUGGCCCCGAAAGACGGCCUCCCUCAGGGGGCCAUCUCGUCGCCGGAGCGACCUCAGGGAUGCUCCCGUGGUUUGGGGCGAGGGGUCGCUCCAGGACAGCGAGGCUGUCGUGACCAUCCCGUCUAUUGUGACCUCUGACAGCAGUCGGGAUGGAGGUGAGAAGACGGCCGUGACGCGCACCGUGCGGCCCCCUGCAUCCCCAGCAGUCCACAGCGCUCCCUGCCCCCCUCCCCCGCGGCGGCCGGCCUUGCCGUCCAGUGACAGCGGCCUGGGGGGGCAGGGGGGGUCGGGGCGUCGGGACCAGCGAUGCCGGCGGGCAUGACGAAGCAUGGCUCCCACUCCACCAGCUCGCUGCCGCCCGAGCCCAUGGAGAUUGUGCGCAGCAAGGCGUGCUCGAGGCGCGUCCGUCUCAACGUCGGGGGACUGGCACAUGAAGUGCUCUGGCGCACGCUGGACCGCCUGCCCCGCACGCGGCUGGGCAAGCUCCGGGACUGCAACACGCAUGACUCGCUGCUCGAUGUGUGCGACGACUACAGCCUUGACGACAACGAGUACUUCUUUGACCGCCAUCCUGGAGCCUUCACCUCUAUCCUCAACUUCUACCGCACUGGGCGGCUGCACAUGAUGGAGGAGAUGUGCGCGCUUAGCUUCAGCCAAGAGCUUGACUACUGGGGCAUCGACGAAAUCUACCUGGAGUCCUGCUGCCAGGCCCGCUACCACCAGAAGAAGGAACAGAUGAACGAGGAGCUCAAGCGUGAGGCCGAGACCCUACGGGAGCGGGAGGGCGAGGAGUUCGAUAACACUUGCUGCGCAGAGAAGAGGAAAAAGCUCUGGGACCUGUUGGAGAAGCCCAAUUCCUCCGUGGCUGCCAAGAUCCUUGCCAUAAUUUCCAUCAUGUUCAUCGUUCUUUCUACUAUUGCCCUGUCACUCAACACGCUGCCUGAGCUGCAGAGCCUUGAUGAGUUUGGCCAGACCACAGACAACCCACAGCUGGCCCACGUGGAGGCUGUGUGCAUUGCAUGGUUCACAAUGGAGUACCUGCUGCGGUUCCUCUCCUCACCCAAGAAGUGGAAGUUCUUCAAGGGCCCACUCAAUGCCAUUGACUUGUUGGCCAUCUUGCCAUACUAUGUCACCAUCUUCCUCACCGAAUCCAAUAAGAGCGUGCUGCAGUUCCAGAAUGUCCGCCGUGUGGUCCAGAUCUUCCGCAUCAUGCGUAUUCUCCGCAUCCUUAAGCUUGCACGCCACUCUACUGGCCUCCAGUCUUUGGGUUUCACACUGAGGAGGAGCUACAACGAGCUGGGCUUGCUCAUCCUCUUCCUCGCCAUGGGUAUCAUGAUCUUCUCGAGCCUUGUCUUCUUUGCGGAGAAGGAUGAGGAUGACACCAAGUUCAAAAGCAUCCCAGCCUCUUUCUGGUGGGCCACAAUCACCAUGACAACCGUUGGGUAUGGAGAUAUCUACCCCAAGACUCUCCUGGGGAAAAUUGUUGGGGGGCUCUGCUGCAUCGCAGGAGUCCUGGUGAUUGCUCUUCCCAUCCCCAUCAUCGUUAAUAACUUCUCUGAGUUCUACAAGGAGCAGAAGAGGCAGGAGAAAGCAAUCAAGCGGAGGGAGGCUCUGGAGAGAGCCAAGAGGAAUGGCAGCAUUGUUUCUAUGAACAUGAAGGAUGCUUUUGCCAGGAGCAUUGAGAUGAUGGACAUUGCAGUUGAGAAAAAUGGAGAAAAUAUGGGUAAGAAGGACAAAGUUCAAGAUAAUCAUUUGUCUCCCAACAAAUGGAAAUGGACAAAAAGGACACUUUCUGAAACCAGCUCAAGUAAGUCCUUUGAAACCAAGGAGCAGGGAUCCCCUGAGAAGGCCAGAGCAUCUUCUAGUCCUCAGCACCUGAACGUCCAGCAGUUGGAAGACAUGUACAAUAAGAUGGCCAAGACUCAAUCUCAACCCAUCCUCAAUACCAAGGAGUCAAUAACACAGAGCGAACCAAAGGAAGAACUUGAAAUGGACAGUAUCCCCAGCCCUGUAGCCCCGCUGCCUACUCGUACAGAAGGGGUCAUCGACAUGCGAAGCAUGUCAAGCAUUGAUAGCUUCAUUAGCUGUGCCACAGACUUCCCUGAAGCUACCAGAUUCUCCCACAGCCCUUUGGCAUCACUCCCUAGCAAGCCUGGGGUCAGCAUGGCCCCAGAGAUAGGGUGGCGGGGAGCUCUCAGUGCCAGUGGUGGUAGGUUUGUGGAGGCCAACCCCACCCCUGAUGCCAGCCAUCACUCUACAUUUUUCAUUGAGAGCCCCAAGAGCUCCAUGAAGACCAACAACCCCUUGAAGCUCCGAGCACUUAAAGUCAAUUUCAUGGAGGGCGACCCCAGUCCACUAGUCCCCAUCCCGGGGAUGUACCAUGACCCGCUUAGGAACCGGGGGGGUGCUGCAGCCGCAGUUGCUGGACUGGAGUGUGCCACACUCUUGGACAGGCCUGUGCUGAGUCCAGAGUCCUCCAUCUACACCACGGCAAGUGCUAGGACACCCCCCCAGUCACCCGAGAAACAUACAGCAAUAGCAUUCAACUUUGAAGCAGGCAUCCACCAGUACAUUGACGCAGACACAGAUGAUGAGGGGCAGGUGCUCUACAGUGUGGACUCCAGCCCUCCCAAGAGCCUCCAUGUAAGCACCAGUCCCAAGUUUAGCAUUGGGACAAGAUCAGAGAAGAACCACUUUGAAAGCUCCCCCUUACCCACCUCCCCUAAGUUCUUAAGGCAGAACUGUAUUUACUCUACAGAAGCAUUGACUGGAAGAGGCCCCAGUAGUCAAGAAAAGUGCAGACUUGAGAACCACAUCUCCCCUGACGUCCGCAUGUUGCCGGGGGGAGGAGCCCAUGGAAGCACACGGGAUCAGAGCAUCUGAACCACCCCAUGCAGAGGAGUCACUUGUGGCAAGGUCCAAAGAGGAGUGCCGUUCAGCUUACCUGCCACAGGGCUUUCUUGCACCAACUCUGGAACAGAAUGGCUCUACAAAGCCCUCAGAAAGAAGGGACUCCAGAGAAGACUCCCUAAGACCCUGAGAGCCAUGACAGGACCACCAGAACGAAGUUGGCCAAGCCAUAAGAUAUGACGUCUCCCUGGAACAACUCCACCACCCUCUUUGGGAGAUGACGUGAGCAGAACUCACAGCCACCACUACCACAUUCUAGACAUAAUCAAGCCACCUACUCCCUGUUCUUCUCUGGUGGCUCUCCAUUGUAGCCUCUGAGGCCAACAUCUCCAUCCCUCCUGGCUUCAGCUGGAGAAAAAUGCUGCAACAAGUGGCUGGAUUGACCAAUUUGGUUUUGGAUGUUGCCUGGCCACCUCUAGGAACCCCUGUCCAUACCUCCUGGAUGGAUCCCACUGUUAGAAGGCUACAGGAAAUGCUUGUGUCAUGGGGAAAUCUCUGCGCCAUAAGCCACAAUCCCAGGGUAAAAACCCUUACUCAACUGUCUUCAUUGACUUCAGUAUUCUGUAGUACCUGAGCUUUUAUUUUGUGGUAUCAUCAGGGUGAGUUGCACCACUUGUACUCAAUUCUAAUUGCCCCCUGGCAAUAUGGGAAGGGUUCAGAAGGCGGGCACUUGGCCAAUAAUAUGAACUCUGAGCAUUGCUUUAGGGUUAUAGAAGGAAAACGCUUUCUGUACAUCACCAUGUAGUCUCAAAAGAUAUGCAAGUGUCAAAUAUGCAAAAGGAAUAGCUUAUUCAAAGAGACUGUGUUACCGAAGAACAGAAUAAAAUCUGAUUUUUUUUUACCUACGAAAACGAAAUGAAAAAAAAUCCUCAGUUGAAAUGCCCAGUUCAGACUUCUGAAUACUUCCUGCUGUGGCAGGGAAAGCACCUACUAUAAUAGAAAUUCUUUUUUGUUGCCUAUGGUAUUCAAGGUUUUUUAAAAAGCUAAAAUUAAAAAGCACUUUAUGUUUUUUCAAAAAUAGGUUCUACCAGGGACAGUGUCAACAUCUUGCACUUUAAAACAAGCACGAUUUCCCAUGGGCCGCUCUUUGGAACUACAGUCGGGCUGUGGCCACAUGCCUGUGUCUGGCCACGGUGGUUGAUACUGUGCUGGUACUGCAGUCUGCCAUGUCAAGUCUGUGCGCUCCUUCCCAGCCCCUCUGAAUCUUCCCCUUACCCCUUGCAAGGAAGGGUUCUCAGCCCUUGAGUGGGGCCUGUCGUAAAGUCCACAUUUAUAGGAAACAUGCACAUCUCAGAGGAAUGCGGUAGACAGUUGGGUGUCGGGUGUUUUACUCUGUUCUCUUUCUUGCCAACCAGCUGUUGGUGUGUUUUCAGUGUCACUGUCUGUACUAAAAGCUCAGCUCUCCUUCCUGCAGCCAUCAAUGCAGCCAGUACAGACAAAAGCAAUAAGUAUUUUUGUGCAUUGUGAGUGGUUCUGGUGUAUUUCUUACUGUUGGUCUUCCUGUCCUAGUUUGAUGACCUGCCUUUGGCCUCCUUGAUUUUAGUUCAACAGUGUGGUGUUGGCCAUUCCUCAGUUCCGUAUCCUUGGGUUGAGCCACUGGUUAGCAUGAUGCCAUGCUGUUGGCCCAUCUUUCAGUAAUGACAUGGUAUUGAUCUGCCUAUCUUUGGUAUGAUGGGCUGACAUAGUUCUCUAAGUACAAUGUUGAUGGAUGAUGUCCCACGUACAGUAGCGUAGAUCUGCCAGUCCUCAAUAUGGUAAUAGGCAAAUAUGUCUUCCUGAUGGAACAUGGUGUGAUUCACCUGUCCUUCAUACAAUACGUUAACUGGUCUGCCUGUUGGUACAGUGGCACCAUCCACCUGUCACUAAGCAAAUACCACGGAGUUGUUUUGUCUGCCGUCUGUACAGCGGCAUGAAGUUGGGCCACCUGUCACAGAUAUGAUGACAUGGGGUCAUUCCACCGCUCUUGAAAUUGCGUGUUCUUUGCUGAAUAUGCACCCCAUUCAUAGUGCUUCUCAGCAUCUCCGAGGACUGUGGACCCUUUGAAGAGGGUACAGUACAGUCCUGUUCUUUGCUGCGUUAACAAAGAAAAUGAGUGCUGAAGUAUCUUGACACCUCUGAGGUAUCUUCAGAGUCCUCUCGCAGCGAAUGCAGAGGGACUGAAGGGACAGGGGGAGCGUGAGGUCAUGCUGCUGGUGGCCACCAGAGAGAGGAAGCAGCAGAGCUCCUAGGGCACUUGGCCGAGUGCGCCGUGCGGACCAGGCGCCCGUGAGCGAUGGCCGCGGACAGUCUUCCCGGGCCGUCUCAAGUGUCUCUUCUUUGUUUUCAUCGCCAUUUAUGUCCACCAUCAGCACAAAUGUGAAAAUUCAGGGAAAACAAAUGCUUUUUGAUAAAAGUAAAUUGUUGUGAUUUCCGAUUCAGAUAUUUUUAGAGCUGAUGCUAUCUGUAAAAACUAAUAAUAAUAAUAAUAUAGUCUAUUUUACAUAUCAGGAAAGUGAACGUGUUUAAAUAUAGCCAUAUUUAGUGAGAAGGAACUUACCACCCCUUCUUCAAAUCAAGGCAUUUCAUUUGUUGGUUGAAGCAGAUGAGAAGUGUACAGAUUGGAAAUGAUUUCAUUCUUUCUUUUUUCUAAACUAAUAACCAAUUGGUGCAACUCUCCUUGUAACCAAAGGCCCUUUCUGCCUUGUGUGGUCAUGCAGGACCUGGCCCUUCCUCUCUCGUGUAAUUUGUCUGACUAACUUAAAGUAGCAUUUUAUUGAGUCACUUUUGAAGGACGAAUUCAGAAGUAUCAUAAGAACCUACCUUUUCGGGCUGAAUAGCCAGAGUCCUAUAGAGUUCUUAUAGAAACAGAAUAAUUGAAACUCAGCAUAUACUAUGCUUAGAAAGUAUUGCAUUUUCUUUGUUUGUUUUUCUUUUACUUGUGUAUGUAUUGUGGGAAAAUUUUACCCUGUGCCCGAUUCAAAGUAAGAGCAUUGUUAGUUUGGGCCCCCACCUGCCAAAAAGGGACAUACCCAGGUUGUUAAUAUGUGUACCCCUUCCUGCACCUGGGUCGUGCACUGGGAUAUCUGCCUGAGGGGCUCCACUGAGGAGCCAGCCUUGAUCGAUGGGUCUGGAUGGAGGAAAGGAAACAAUGGUUGAGAGGUAAAUAACUGCUUGGUGGUCUGAACCAACUAAAGUAGGGAAAAAACAAUCAACCCAAAGAAACACAGCUAGGGACCGGAGGUGGACGAACCUGGUCCCUUUGCUGAAUUCAGAAACAUCAAGAACUCAGAACUUGAGUUCCAACUUUCACUGUUGGGAAAGAGGGCUAGAGACCAGGUAGCUGUGUGUCCCCAUCAUAUGGGGGGAGAGUCUGCGACCAGCAGAGACAGGUGGGCAAGCUCUGGAGUAGUCAGCUUAUUCACCUUUUUAUCUUUGGGUAAAGAAAUAAAUACAGGACUUGGGUGCAGUAGAUUUCUCAGUGCCUUCUCGAGGAAUUCUAUCUUAAGCACACUUAAUGGGGAAAGAAAAACAAGAGAACCUUUGUUCCCAUGCAGCCCCUCUGUUUAAAAGCACUGGGAAUCAAGGAGGAAGGAGAUGGGGCAGAGCAGAAUCCUGAGGAGGCCAUUUCCUUUCGGCACACCCGGCUUGCCCCCUAAAAACUGCUGGUGAUACAAACCUCUUCAAACUGAUUCCCAGUCUGUCCGCCACCACGUCUUAGUAACUCUAGCCUCAUCCCAGCCCAUUCUCCUAGUAAGAUCCACGUUUCUAAGGAGAAAAAAACAAAAUAGUAUUCUCUUCUGCAAAACUGUAAUGUAUUGUUGAUGUUUGUAACUAUUGUGUAUUUCUGUCUUGCUCCAAGUCAUGGCUGGAAGGUCUAGUCCAAGGACAAGAGGAAACUUAAAAUUCACCACGGACAAGGGUCAUUAGAGCCAGCUCUCUCUUUCUCUCUCAUUUCCUUAUUUCUCUGCCAACUAGUCUCAAGUAACAUGACCCCAGGCUUCAACAUUGUCAAGAAACUUUGAAUCAAAUAAGAGCUUAGCCAAACGCCUCUAGGACAUGAUACUUUGGGGAAUGACUUUUCCUGGGGCUGCAAAGUUAGCAGGAGGAAGAAGACUUCUCCCCUGAGUGGCCCAGCAGGGCAUAGAGAGCCUCCAGCCCUGAGCUGAAGUUUCCUCACCUCUCACUGCUUAUAUGACAGCAUCCAAACGCUUUCACUCAGCCAAGGCGAACCAAACCUGCCCUGGCUAUACCCAGAAAAAAGAGUUACCUCUGCAUUUUCUGCUGCCAUUUUUCUGGCUCUAGAUGUAUCUGAUGCAUAACUAUAUCUAUAGGAUGUCUACAUAUCUCAGAGUCACCUACUUUUCUCUUCAAAUAAAAAGCAUGUGUGUGUAUAUAUGUGUGUGUGUGUGUGUGUGUACACAGACACACAUACACAUAUAUAUACGUAUUUUUAGCAAAUUUAAAAGAGGGCCAUUAAGUCUAAUUCCUUCUUUUGUAAUAUAGAAUAACAUCUUAGGUAGGAGUUUUAUUGUUGGUCAUUAUCAUAGCUGAUAUCUUCUGGUCUUUUUCAUUUCUUCCCAUUGCCCCUUAGGCUUUUUUUCUUUUCUCUUUUGAUUCUGACUUUCUGGGGUUGGGGAAAGAGACUUUGGGAUCUGACUUCUUUGUGCAGGCAGAGGCUGUUACUUGCUGCAUUCUGUCCGUGUGCUUCUCCUAUCCAGUGUCCUUGAGAAUCCAGGAAUGGAUGCAUGAGUGAGACCAGGGGAAGCAGGGCUACAGAUGGCCCUCAAAAUCAGGACAGAAUGUGGGCUGGUUCAGCUCAUUGCCCACAGAUCUGAUGGGACUGUUUUCUCAUCCCCAGCGAUCUUGGAACCAAAAAUCUCAUGCAAGGAAACUUCCCACUGACAUUUAUGAGGUCCAGAACACACUUACGCCCCUUUUGGUUGGCCUGUUGCCAUGUCUAGUGCCCCACUACCUGUAACAUGCACUGGAACUGAAGGAUGGACCAUCCUCAGGUUCCUGAGAACAUGCUAGGCCUCACAUCUCAUCAACUUUAUCAGUACCUCAUUUUGGUCCAUUUCCACAACCUCACCAAAAAGCAGUGGCCAUGCAAGCUUGCAGCCAAACCCUGUGAAGACCUGUCCCCAGGAUCUGUCAUCUCAUCCCCCCUUCCUCUUCCAGCUGCUGGGCCCCACAGAGCCAGAGAUUCAUGGCAAGGGUGGGCAGUGGUAUUUUUCCAACUUCCACCCAUUCAGGUGCCAAGGAGUUUCUGGACUGUCAUAAUUCAUUCUACCAGGCAGUUUCCAGCCUCAGGUAAGCAAAAGACAGCUCACAAAGCGUGAUCUUCAGCAGAAGUGAUUGUCCACCCAUCAGUUCAUGCAGGAAGAUAAAGAAAGGCCACAUGAUCUCCAGUUUAUAUUUAUGUGGGUUUUCAUAUCCCACCUGCCUCAUUGUCAGCUUCAGGACUCCCACCUCUGCCCAGAUCAGACAUCUAAGCCAAAUAAGGACUCCCAGAUGGCAGUGAACCACAGCCAUUGAAUAAACCCUAAGAGGAAACCAAUCUAAGUACAAAUGGGUGAUUCUGGACCAUGACCCCCAUCAGAGUUUUCCCACCCCCAAAAUUCCUGGUAAUCUGGUUUGAACUAGAACCAAAUAAAACAGACAAGAUUUUUCUAAAAUUUUGCACAAGAACAAAACAAAAAUUGUUUCCCAGUGGUUCGCUAGGCUAGAUGCCCAGAAGAGUGGACACUCUUGCCCCUGGCUGUUUUCAUCUAGAAACAGUUUGUAUAGUUAGUUUCCAUCCACUGCCUCAAUAUUGUCUUGACCUGUAAUUUCUCCUGAGCAUCCCCAAAUGCCAACGUGAAGAAAUUAAUUUGGAAUUCAGGGGUCCCUCAUCUUCCCCUCCCUGCAAAGAUCUUGAGAUCUAAAGGCUGCCCAGGAUGGGAUGGAAUAAGGCAGUUCACCUGAGGAGGAAGCCGUCUGCCUGCAGGGUGGCUGCGUGCAAGUCUCUGAACUUCCUCUGGCAGGAGAGAACAAGGAAAUUUCAACUCAAAUUAAGGAAGUGCUUCUAAUAAGUGGAGCUGCCUAACCAUGGAACUCGAUGCCAGGCUGGGUAAUGAGCACCCCACAGGUGUUCAAGAGAAGGAAGAUGAUGUACAAAAUGGAUGUUGUAGAGAGACCCUAGCAUUUCAGAGUAACUCGAUCAGGGAAAUCUGCCC
Manis pentadactyla (Chinese pangolin) is the source of this 9164-nucleotide messenger RNA. It is a transcript of the gene KCNB1, whose product is annotated as potassium voltage-gated channel subfamily B member 1. The transcript is spliced from 4 exons. The record is from RefSeq and is a predicted model, not a curated record. Gene Ontology annotation, cellular component: voltage-gated potassium channel complex; membrane. Gene Ontology annotation, biological process: potassium ion transmembrane transport; protein homooligomerization. Bases 367 to 2943 code for a protein of 858 amino acids. Gene Ontology annotation, molecular function: protein binding; delayed rectifier potassium channel activity. Lineage: Eukaryota; Metazoa; Chordata; Mammalia; Pholidota; Manidae.